UAUUACACGGCGCGUGAGUUUAACGCGCAACUCUUGGCUAUUUUCUUUUGAACAUUCAUUCCGUGACGCGAGUGUUAUUACACAAAGCCUUUUUCUCAUUUCAGUAUUGCGCGUUAAUUUGACAGUUCUUUUCAUUUUAUUUUCUUCGCCCAUUGUUAGAUUAACAUAAAAUUAUUUUAAUAGCAAAAAUGGAAGCCAAAGAUGAAACAAAUUUUCUAGACACGGCGGUAACUAUUCUUAAUUGUAUGGAUACCGAUAGCAGUUCCGACGAAGAAAUAAUGUUGGGGAUUGUAGAUAUUUGUGAAGAUGCUUUCGAUACAUUAAAAAAAAAGAAAAAAAGAAAUUGGAUAAAACAGUGGAGAAAACAAAGACCUGUCCAGGGAUCAUUCAGUUUUUUAACAUCUGAACUUAAAGUAAAUGACAGCGAAUCCUUUUUUAAUUAUCUCAGGAUGAACGAAAAAACAUUUGACCUGCUUUUAUUACUAAUUGAAAAUGACAUCAAAAAAGAAAAUACAAUGAUGAGAGAUGCUAUAUCACCGCCUGAAAAAUUGGCAGCUACUUUGAGAUUCUUAGCUACAGGUGAAUCUUUCAAGAGCAUAAAUUAUCAAACCAGACUGUCGCAACCCUUUCUUUCUAAAGCCAUCCCAGAAGUUUGCGCAGCGAUUUGGAAAAACUUAAAAGGCUCAUAUUUAAAGUUUCCAGAAUCGAAAUCGGAAUGGGAACAAAUCGCUGAAGACUUUGCGAUACGUUGGCAAUUUCCAAAUUGCCUUGGUGCUCUCGACGGCAAACAUGUUGCUUUCAGAAGCCUAAGAAAAGAUGGCGCGUAUUACCACAAUUAUAAAGGCACUAACAGCAUAAUUUUAUUAGCUUUGGCAGACGCAAACUGCAGGUUAAUUUACGUGGACAUAGGAAGCAAUGGACGAACUAAUGACGCUGGAGUUUUGCUACAAAGCUCUUUGAAAAACGUAUUGGAUGAUGCACCUAAUAAGUUUCCACACGAUAGGAUUGUGGGAGAUGGAAGAGUACUUCCAUUUGUGAUUGUUGGGGAUGAUGCCUUUCCUCUUCAAAAACACAUAAUGAAACCAUAUCCAUUCAGAACGCAAAGCAAAACAAAAAGGAUUUUCAACGUACGAUUAAGCAGAGCAAGGCAUGUGGUUGAGCAUACCUUCGGAAUAAUGUCGAACAGAUUUAAAAUACUUCAGUCGACUAUGAACCUUCGUGUUGAACAAGUUCAAGUUGUCACAAAAGCUUGUUGCGUCCUGCACAAUUUCUUAAUGAAACACAACUCUAAUGAAACUAAUUCACUGUUAGCCUCUUUUCCAACAACGAGCACAAACAUAAAAACUCAAGAAAUUGAUAAUCCCCGUAAAGGGGCAGCAGAGGCAAUACGAUGUAGUUUUGCUGAAUAUUUUUGUAACGAAGGACAAGUAGAAUGGCAAAAUAAACAGAUUUAAAUAAAAUUA
Messenger RNA from Eupeodes corollae, 1463 nucleotides. RefSeq names its product putative nuclease HARBI1. Bases 189 to 1454 code for a protein of 421 amino acids. NCBI's taxonomy places the organism in Eukaryota, Metazoa, Arthropoda, Insecta, Diptera, Syrphidae. The record is from RefSeq and is a predicted model, not a curated record. The transcript has 2 exons.